Cylindrotheca closterium is the source of this 2364-nucleotide messenger RNA. NCBI's taxonomy places the organism in Eukaryota, Bacillariophyta, Bacillariophyceae, Bacillariales, Bacillariaceae. The record is from the annotation of a GenBank genome assembly.
AUGGUAAGCUUUCAUCGCCGGUCGAACAAAAUGACCGCUUCGGACUUCGAUCGGGUUCGGCUCGAGGGGGUCGAACGCACAACUUUUUCGCGCAAACUUUCGGAGACCCAAUCCAACAUCCCACAUCUCGACACCUUCACCAAAAGACAAUUGAAACUUGACGAAUGUACCGAAGCAACAAUGUCAAGCCCAAAGUGCCCUUUCUUGCACUCCGGAAAUGGAACCAACAACAAGGAUUGGUGGCCUGAACAACUCAACUUGAAGAUCCUUUCACAGAACAAUGAGAAGACAAAUCCCAUGCAAAAGAGAUUCGAUUAUUCCAGCGGGUUCCUAUCUUUGGACUUGGAAGCUGUCAAGAAGGACCUUAGGGCUCUCAUGACUGAUUCUCAGCCCUGGUGGCCCGCAGACUAUAAUCAUUACGGACCGUUUUUUAUUCGUAUGGCUUGGCACUCUGCAGGAACCUAUCGUAUACAUGACGGCCGUGGAGGAGCCGGAGCAGGUCAAAUGCGAUUUGCCCCACUGAAUUCGUGGCCCGAUAAUGGCAACCUCGACAAGGCCCGCCGCUUGCUGUGGCCCAUCAAACAAAAGUAUGGAAAGAAGAUUUCUUGGGCUGAUCUUAUUAUCUUGACCGGAAACGUUGCUCUAGAGAGCAUGGGCUUUGAAACAUUCGGCUUUGCUGGUGGGAGAGAAGAUGUCUGGGAGCCCGAAGAUGACGUGAACUGGGGACAAGAAACAACUUGGCUCGGUGAUAACAACCGAUACAAGGAUAAUCGAGAACUAGACAAUCCACUUGGUGCAGUUCAGAUGGGUUUGAUUUACGUCAACCCUGAAGGUCCGAAUAGUAAUCCAGAUCCUGUAGCAUCAGCGAAGGAUAUUCGAGAAACCUUUGGUCGCAUGGCUAUGAAUGACGAAGAGACAGUGGCCCUUGUUGCUGGCGGGCACACAUUUGGCAAGUGUCAUGGUGCUGGAGAUGCUUCGAACGUUGGUCCUGAGCCUGAAGGAGCUCCAAUCGAGCAACAGGGCUUUGGCUGGGCAAACAAGUACAAGACUGGAAAGGGGGGACACACAAUUACCUCUGGACUAGAAGGAGCUUGGACCACGAAUCCAACAAAGUGGGAUAACGGCUAUUUCGACGUCCUAUUUGGCUACGAGUGGAAGCUCACCAAGAGUCCCGCCGGGGCCUUUCAAUGGACACCGAUCGACAAGAGUGCGAGUAAUAAAGUUCCUGAUGCCCACAAUCCUCAAAAGCGCCACCCUCCAAUGAUGCUGACAUCAGACCUAGCGCUCAUCAAGGAUCCCAUUUAUAGACAGAUCUCGGAGCGCUUCCACAAGAACCCAGCCCAGCUCAAGGAAGCUUUUGCAAAAGCAUGGUAUAAGCUGACCCAUCGUGAUAUGGGUCCUUAUGCUCGCUGCCUAGGACCAGAGGUUCCACCACCGCAAAAGUGGCAAGAUCCACUCCCGACGCUUAAAUUCGCACCACUUACUGUAGCAGACCAAGCGCAAUUGAAGGAGAGUAUCUUGAAAAGCGGGCUCUCGCCUUCGCGUCUUGUGGCUACUGCAUGGGCUUCGGCUUCCACCUUUCGACAGACCGACAAACGUGGAGGUGCCAAUGGAGCCAGGAUUCGACUCAAUCCGCAAAAGACUUGGUUAGUCAACGAGCCCGACGAGCUCGCAGAGGCGUUGGUAGUCUUCGAGGGUAUCCAAUCCACAUUCAACGCUACAGGAAAGAAGGUGUCCAUGGCAGAUCUGAUCGUACUUGGUGGAUGCGCAGGUGUUGAGGCCGCUGCAAAGGCUGCAGGCCACGAGGUCAGCGUUCCAUUUACACCUGGAAGAACCGAUGCCACCCAGGAAACGACGGAUACGGAAUCGUUUGCUGUGCUUGAGCCGCUUGUCGAUGGCUUCCGCAACUUUGUCCAUCCAAAAUUAGGAAAAGUCGAGGCUGAGGAACUGUUGGUGGAUAAGGCACAUUUGCUGUCUUUGACUGUUCCUGAAAUGACGGUCUUGGUCGGUGGACUACGGGUUUUGGGCAUUGGAGCCUCGGGUAGCAGUGCGUUCACUGAUCGCGUAGGAGUAUUGACGAACGACUUCUUUGUAAACUUAUUGGACAUGAGAACCAAGUGGUCUCCAGCCGGUGAAAACUUCUUUGAAGGCCGCGACCGAAGCACUGGAGAAUCCACAAUGACUGCCACAGGUGUGGAUCUCAUGUUUGGAUCUCACUCAGUGCUCCGUGCAGUUGCAGAAGUACAUGCCUGUAAAGACUCAGAAGAAGACUUUGUUCAUGCCUUCUGUCUGGCGUUUGCGAAGGUGAUGGACCUUGAUCGAUUUGAUGUGCUGUCAACAAGAGUCCCGUCGAGUCGUUUAUAA